Molecule: messenger RNA, 899 nt
Organism: Gastrolobium bilobum
Lineage: Eukaryota; Viridiplantae; Streptophyta; Magnoliopsida; Fabales; Fabaceae
Product: large ribosomal subunit protein uL11c
Exons: 4
Coding region: 85-714 (209 amino acids)
Biological process (GO): translation
Cellular component (GO): large ribosomal subunit; ribosome
Molecular function (GO): structural constituent of ribosome; large ribosomal subunit rRNA binding
Source: RefSeq, a predicted model, not a curated record
AAUUACGUACUAGAUAUUGUUUCGACUUUAGAGUCGUUCUAUCCGAACCUCACCCUUUAGCCAAGCUCUGUUGGGGGAGUUUCAAUGGCGUCAAGUCUCUUCACCUGUCCAUCAUUGCAUUCUUCAUCUUCUUCUUCAAUAUUUUCCACAUCCUUAAAGCCAAUUAACAUUUCUCUCCUUUUUCUUAAGAACAAAAACCCUCUUCCAAGGCGCUUCAAUGUCAUUGCUAUGGCCCCCCCUAAGCCCGGUGGCAAGGCCAAGAAAGUGGUUGGAAUUAUAAAACUGGCUCUUGAAGCUGGAAAGGCUACACCUGCUCCUCCUGUUGGACCUGCUCUUGGUUCCAAAGGUGUCAAUAUUAUGGCUUUCUGUAAGGAUUACAAUGCCAGAACCGCUGAUAAACCUGGUUAUGUUAUUCCUGUGGAAAUCACUGUCUUUGAUGAUAAAAGCUUUACUUUCAUAUUGAAGACUCCACCUGCUUCGGUUCUAUUGCUUAAGGCUGCUGGGGCGGAAAAGGGUUCAAAAGACCCCAAGGCGGAAAAAGUAGGAAAGGUUACAAUUGACCAAUUGCGUGCAAUUGCUACUGAAAAGUUGCCGGACUUGAAUUGCUCGAGUAUCGAAUCAGCUAUGAGAAUUAUAGCGGGCACUGCAGCAAAUAUGGGAAUUGAAGUUGAUCCUCCUGUUCUUGAACCCAAACAGAAGGCACCUGUGUUAUAAAGUUCCUUUUUGGCCAAGCUGGCCUACUUUUAGUACACUGCUUUGUCUUCUAAAUCGGCAGGGAAAAGAACACUUGUUUUUAGUAUUUCGUAUUAAUUGAUUUAUAUAUAUACAUGGGUUUCACUUUGUUAUGUCAUAGUAAAGUUGGCGUGUCCUUAAUAUCAGUCACAAAUUUGGUUGCACCC